Trichoderma aggressivum f. europaeum is the source of this 915-nucleotide messenger RNA. RefSeq names its product transcriptional regulator family: Fungal Specific TF. The transcript is spliced from 3 exons. The record is from RefSeq and is a predicted model, not a curated record. The coding region runs from base 1 to 915 and encodes 304 amino acids. NCBI's taxonomy places the organism in Eukaryota, Fungi, Ascomycota, Sordariomycetes, Hypocreales, Hypocreaceae.
AUGCCGUCCUCGAACAACAAAUCCAUCGCUACGACACCAUUCAUCAAUGUCACUUAUCCUGAGACGCAAGGGCUUUCUUCAAAACAGCGGACCGUAGUUCACUCUUACGCUGCCCGAACAGCCCACGCCAGGGUGAGGAUUGCCCGUGUCAAAGCAUACCAACUUUCCAAAGCUAUUAAACUCCAGCAAGAGCAACCAGGGCACCCUCAGGAAGUCGAACCAAGUAUAAAGAAGACACCAUUAAGAUCGGAUGUGGAGCUAGACUUGGAGAUGCUGGCUGUGCUGAUGUCGAACAGCGGUCCAGGCGGUCAAGGUUCAGGGAGGGGAGACCCGUUUGUGAGCUUCGCAAGGCCCUUGAUGAGUAUGGAGCACUUUUUGCUCGACCAAUAUGUGACAACCGUCUCCCCAUAUCUACUAGAGCACUGUGCCAGGUUUAGAUAUCCCGGAUCGCCAUUUAUGGAUAGCAUGAUUGAGGAAUGGAUCCGACUCAGCCUCAGCGAUGUAGGGUUUCUAAGCGGCAUCUUGCUUAUUGCGUCUCGGUACCUCUCCAUUUUCCACCAGCCAUAUCACCCACUCCAGAAUCAGUUGUAUACCGAGCAAGCUACUCGGUACAAGCUAGUCUGUUUGCAGACUUUGAACGAGGCCAUCUCUUUCAACACGGGACAAGGGCCAUUCAGCGACUCAGUUGUAGCCGAGACGAUGGUAUUGGCGUUGGAUGAAAUUUCACUGGGUGACUUGGAGACGUCUAGGCGGCACAUGCAGGGUUCUCUGAAGAUGGUAGAGCUGAACGGUGGCCCGCAGACGUUGGGCUUGAAUGGGUUUCUAGAGAUGGUUCUAAACAAAUUUACGAAUCAAGUAGGUCUGUCCAAUCGGUUUUUGGCACCGGCCAAUGCGAGUUUGGCAUCGAACUCUUGA